Paramuricea clavata is the source of this 1515-nucleotide messenger RNA. Lineage: Eukaryota; Metazoa; Cnidaria; Anthozoa; Malacalcyonacea; Plexauridae. The record is from the annotation of a GenBank genome assembly.
AUGACUAGGAACAAUGCUAAGAAGAUUUCAGAACAGAAACUUAGACCAAUUACAGUUGACGAAAUGGAAAAGGCUGAAAUAGUAAUCCUGAAAUUGGCUCAAAAUGAUUCAUUUUCCGAUGAAAUUGCUGCCCUUAAAGAAGUAUUAGCUGAGAACCACAGCGAUCCAAGAGCGAAGAUUAGCAGUGAAAAGAAAAAAGUCAAAACGAUUAGUUCCUUGUUUCGACUGGACCCGUUCAUCGAUAGAAACGGACUGUUACGUGUCGGAGGAAGAUUAAGCAAAUCAAGAAGCUUGCCCGAAGAUCUUAUGCAUCCUGUAAUAUUACCGAAGAAAAGCCAUAUCACGACUUUGGUUAUCCGUCACAGCCACGAAAAGGUUGCACAUGCGGGAAGAGGAAAUACCCUAAACGAGCUCCGAAGCAAAUAUUGGAUAACAAAUGCAAACUCGGCAGUUAGACAUUAUAUAUCGAAGUGCGUUAGGUGUCGAAGAUUGCGUGCCGUCGUCGGUGAGCAAAUGAUGGCCGAUUUACCCAAAGAUCGUGUCUCACCAGCACCGCCAUUUACUUACUGCGCUGUGGACUACUUUGGCCCGUAUUUCGUGAAAGAAGGCCGUAAGCAGUUGAAGAGAUAUGGUGUAUUGUUCACAUGCCUGGCCAGCAGGGCGAUCCAUCUUGAAACAGCGAUUUCUCUAGAGAGUGAUUCGUUCAUAUGUGCCUUAAGAAGAUUCGUCGCCAGACGUGGACCUGUACGUCAAAUGAGAUCAGAUCGUGGAACCAACUUUAUCGGUACUGAAAGGGAACUCAAGUCAGCGUUAGAAGAAAUGGACCAUAAACGACCACAGGAAAUUUCCUCAAAAGAGUUCAACGCAGAUUGGUUGAUCAAUUGGAACCGAAAUCCACCAGCCGCUUCGCAUAUGGGAGGAGUAUGGGAGAGGCAGAUCCAUACAGUUCGAUCGAUUUUGUCUUCUCUUCUACGCGAUUACGGACACGCCCUGAAUGAUGAAUCCUUACGCACUUUAAUGACCGAAGUGGAAUGUAUUGUUAAUAGCCGACCGUUAACCUUCCCAUCCGGUGAUGCCACAGAUCUCCAACCUUUGACACCCAAUUACAUUCUGACCAUGAAAUCUAAAGUGGUUAUGCCUCCCCCCGGUGAUUUUCAAAAAGAAGAUGUUUAUCUUCGAAAGAGAUGGAGAAGAGUCCAAUACAUGGCGAACAUAUUUUGGACAAGAUGGAAAAGAGAAUAUUUGCAAACCUUACAAGCGAGAACGAAGUGGAAUCAGCCUAAAAGAAACAUCGAGAUUGGAGACAUUGUUCUUAUUAAAGAUGAAAACACCGCAAGAAAUGAUUGGCCUAUGGCACGAGUGGUCAACGUAAGGCAAGAUUCGAAAGGAUUCGUUCGUUCAGCGACGCUCAAGUUAUCAUUUUCCACCCAAGAACGUCCAAUUGAUAAACUGGUACUGUUGAUGGAAAACGACGAAACUUUAGAUGGACGAAACUUUAGAUGGACAAAACAUUAA